AUGCCUAUUGACCUAAAAAUGGACAGCGCUUCGCUUGUUAAGAAGGGUUUCAGUUCCCAGUCCUUAUCAACCUUCUCAUCUACUCAUGAUUACGUCAUCUGUGGUGCUGGUUCAGCGGGAUGUGUUUUAGCCAAUCGUCUGUCAACUGAUCCUAGUAAUAGCGUUCUAUUACUGGAGGCAGGACCAAAUGARGCAUGGGCUAUGCCAAUCCAGAUGCCAGCCGGUCUACCUUUUAUARUACCUUUUACCAGAUACAACUGGUAUUACAACACGGUACCUCAGAAAAAUCUCAACAACAGGACUUUGUAUUGCCCUAGGGGGAAGGUGCUGGGAGGGUCAUCGUCCAUCAACGGCAUGGUGCACAUCAGAGGACAUGCGUAUGACUAUGACAGAUGGGAACGUGAAGGAGCCAAAGGCUGGUCUUAUGCUGACUGUCUGCCGUAUUUUAAGAAGUUAGAAACAACUGAGAGAGGAUCGAAUGAGUAUCGUGGUWAGGAAGGUCCUAUACGUGUCACCAGAGGAAAACUAGAGAAUCCACUUCACCAUGCGUUUCUCGAGGCAGGACAACAAGCUGGAUAUCCAAUCACAGACGACAUGAAUGGCUACCAACAGGAAGGGUUUGGAAUGCUUGACAGGACUAUUUAUCAAGGGAAACGAUGCAACACAUCCAAUGCAUACAUUAGACCAGUUCAAGGACAGAGGAAAGAACGCCUGAAAAUAGAAAUGAAAGCUCUUAUAACGAGGAUCCUGUUUGAAGGAAACAGAGCUGUGGGAGUCGAAUACGAAUGUUUACAGAUAAAGAGAGUGAAGGCAAGCAAAGAAGUGAUUCUGUCAGGAGGGGCAAUCAACUCCCCUCAGCUCCUAAUGCUGUCUGGGAUUGGUGAUGGUGAUGAACUAAAGAAGCAUGGUAUUCCUGUGGUUUGUCAUCUACCAGGGGUUGGGCAGAACCUACAGGAUCAUAUGCUUCUCAGCACGCAAUAUGCUUGCACGAAACCAGUUUCGCUUUAUAGUGAUCACCAACUAAUGUUUCUGCUAUCAAACGUAAUUCAAUGGCUCGUUGCAAGAAGAGGAGUAGGAGCUUCCUCUCACCAAGAAGUCGGUGCCUUUAUCAGAAGCCACGAAGAUGUUCCACACCCUAAUAUUGAAUUUCAUUUCUUACCACUUCUUAUGCAUGACCACUGUAGACAGCAAGCCACACAGCAUGGAUAUCAGAUGCAUGGUGGUCCAUUACGAUCUCAGAGUAAAGGCUCAAUCAAAUUGAAAUCAGCUAACCCUCGUGAUUAUCCAGACAUUGACUUCAACCAUAUGGCUACCGAGGAAGACUGGAAAGAAAUGAGGGCAACUGUGAGACUUAACCGGGAAAUCUUUCAGCAAAAAGCCUUUGAUGAAUUCCGAGGAGAAGAACUCAGCCCUGGUAAAGACAUCCAAAGUGACAAACAAAUCGAUGAUUUUAUCCGCAAAACUGCAGAAACUAUUUACCAUCACUCAAGCUCCUGCAAGAUGGGUCACUCUUCUGACAAAAGGGCUGUGGUCGACAGUGAGACGCGUGUAUUUGGUGUUGAAGGACUUCGUGUGGUAGACGCGUCUAUCAUGCCUAGUGUGGUCAGCGGUAAUACCAAUGCGCCCACGAUCAUGAUUGCAGAGAAAGCGGCUGACCAUAUCCUUGGCAACCUGCUUUUACCCAAGUUAAAUGUUGAUAUCUACAAAACUCCAGAAAACAGGCAAAGAUAGCUAAGGAAGUCAAAUCCUCUAGAGAUGAGGAUAACUUUGACAUUGGUCGACAUUGGACUUUAGUGACACACUAAUUGCAGGCUCCAAGGGAGGCUAAAUUCUGUACUUAUUCGAAUAUAGGGAAUAUACAAGGGAAUAUACAACCUCGUUCCCAGGGCUUUAUCCCUUCGCUUAAGCGAAGGGAUAAGGCCUGGGAACGAGGUUGGGGAAUAUAGCGAAUAUUUGUAUAAUUUAUUCUUUAAUUGCUGGUCGUCAAAAUUUGAA
This is a messenger RNA of Exaiptasia diaphana, 1995 nucleotides long. Its product is annotated as choline dehydrogenase, mitochondrial-like. Gene Ontology annotation, molecular function: choline dehydrogenase activity; flavin adenine dinucleotide binding. Gene Ontology annotation, cellular component: mitochondrial inner membrane. The transcript has 8 exons. The coding region runs from base 1 to 1731 and encodes 576 amino acids. The record is from RefSeq and is a predicted model, not a curated record. NCBI's taxonomy places the organism in Eukaryota, Metazoa, Cnidaria, Anthozoa, Actiniaria, Aiptasiidae.